GCAUGUGCGAGUCCUUUGAAGCAGUCGGACUAGCGCGCUAUUGUGUGUACCACUUCUUGACAGUUCUUAACAAUAAUAGAAAUAGUUGGUAGACAGUCUCAGUCAGUGCAUCACUUUUCGCUCGUCUCUACGUUGAGAGUCAGGAACCGAAAUUUGAAAGACAAUACGAACGGUUAUAUGAAAAAAAGGUUUGUUUUUAAAUCUCAGAAACAAGAAUCGUUUGAGUUCAUAUCUUCCUGUUCAUCCUUGAGCCUCUUCUUCAGGGCAAGUGUUGGUGUGUGAGUGAGUGAGAAGAAUGUAUGUAAGAAAAUUCUCAAGGUCCUUGGAGGGAAAUUAGCCCGGACGAAGCACUCUGCUCUUCAUGACGACAACGUCGAAGAAAGAGGCAAAGACGACGACGGCGAAAACCACGAAGAACCAGUGCUCGUAAUUUACGUGUUAGAUGACAAUAAUUAUCAUCAUCAAACCCAUCCAUCGGUUGAUGUGAAAUCAGUGCAAGAAAUUUACAUCCUCCCUUCCUCUCUUCGAGAUCCAGACACUCGUGUCUCUGAAUUCAGUCAGUCAGAUCUGAUCGUCUCUGAGUCGUGAUCCUGGAUUUUUGAUUUUCCGGGCAGGAAACAUUGCCCAUCAGUUUCCCGGAAAUUGUCCACCUCCUGGUGAUAUUCGUAUUGGUUCUUCCAAUCAAAAAGAAUAUCUCUAAAUCAAUGUGGAGCACCAUGGAUCCCAGACGGUCCAAAUUGGUGUCGCUUUUGACACCGUGGAACUUGUUCCUCGCUUUUGGGAUCAUCAAUUGCUUAGGCGGAAUCAUCCUAGAGGUGACUUCGGCCCCGAUGAAUGAUGAGGAAUUGGAGACACUCACUGGAACCAACAAGAGCCACCCUCGUCACAAUUCUUCGGGUUCGCUAUUCUCACCAAUUGUGACGGCCACGUGUCGUACCGGGAUAAUGACCAUCAAAGUGGAGUCGCUGAACAACUUUGGAGGAGUGGUUCAUUCGCGGGAUUUCCGGAAACCCGAAUGUUCCGGAUACGGAGAGAACACCAAGAUCACCUUUCUCCGGGUGAAUAUGCUCGCCGAGAAGGAUGACAAGGAUUACUGUGGAGUGUUCUACAAUCAGCCCGAUUCUGAUGAGCGAAGUGUGGCCGUGGCAGUUCGAACUCAUCGAACCCUCGAGUUAGUGGACGAUAAAUUCUAUAUGAUAACCUGCGGAAAAGCCGGAUUUCAAAACUCAAGGAAUCAAACCAGUUUGGUCAAUUUGCAAUUGCUCCAGAAAGAGAAGAAGGUGGAACACGUGGUCUAUGGUCGAGAAUAUACAUUGAGGGCAGAUAUCAGUCACCCUGACGGUCAAUUUGGCAUGAAAGUCAAACGUUGCUUCAGCUUCAGCGACACCAACAACACUGUGGAACUUGUGGAUAGUCGAGGAUGUCCGGAUCGGGAUCUGAUCUCGGAUUUCACUUACGAUUUGACCAAGGGCACGGCAGAGGCCAUGAUUUUCUCCAUGUUCAAAUUUCCCGAGAGUCAUCGUAUCCAUUUCCAAUGUGAUAUCUUGGUUUGUCGAGAUCAAUGCCCGGAACCUGUGUGCAAUGACACAGGCAAGUUUGGUGAUCCCGACACCCGACCUGGGCGAUCAUUACGACCCAAUUCCUCCACUCAGCCGAGGACUGAUGCCUUAUUUCUCCAACCUCCAGAGGACGGCGCACUUAUGGCUUCAUACUCUGUUUUUGUCCUCGAACCCGGAGCGAAUGUUGAUGCCGAGGCCUUGGGCCACAAUUGCGACGUGCCCAACCCUCCGUGGUUGUUGUACUUGUGCAUCGCCUUCGGCGUGCUCUUCCUACUCAUGUUGAUUGUGAAUAUCUUCUUGUGCUCGGCCAUGACGUGUUCGUGCGCCAAGUCAGAUGUGACGGAGAAGGAGCAAUCUAUGAUCGAAGAUUUUGACCCGUACACUCGGUCUUGGCAUGGAUCUCAAUAUGGAUCAAGAUAUUCCUUAAGUAACGGGCUCAAGCCCAUUCCCCCUCCCUUGAUAUCCGUGGACACGAGCCAUAGCCUAUCGAGCAGUGCGGCCAGCGAUUACGGUGGAAACGGCAUGACGGCCGGAGGUGGCAAUGGCUUACCUGCCGUCUACGGAGUGCCUGUUCAUUCGAGACCGAGUUCUCGAUACUCGAAUCGAUCUCAUCGCUCCCAUCGGCGCCCUCAUCAGAUCCAUUCGUCCAGUUCCGGAGCAGGAUCCCAUUACUCCAAGUAUUCCAAUGGGCGCAUCCUCAACUAGACCAUCCAACGAAGAAACGCAAAAAUAUCUCUCUGGCUGUGACGAUCCUCUUAUUACUCUUUGAUAAGAAUGUCUGCUUUUUCUCUUGCUUGAACCACUCGAGUUCGAAGUUUACGGAUAUAUUCGUGCGUGUGUACGUGCGUGUGCAAACAUAUGCAUGCUUUAUCUGAUUCGUCCAUUUCUGAUUGCUAGUAAUUGUCUCUGACAUUUGUGUACAAAUUGUUUUUAAUGCUAGUUGGUAUGACAUUAAUGGUCAGAAUCUGAUUACCAAAUACAAUAAACUUUAAAAUUCACGCUA
Molecule: messenger RNA, 2562 nt
Organism: Tigriopus californicus
Lineage: Eukaryota; Metazoa; Arthropoda; Copepoda; Harpacticoida; Harpacticidae
Exons: 9
Coding region: 705-2264 (519 amino acids)
Source: RefSeq, a predicted model, not a curated record